Habropoda laboriosa is the source of this 1191-nucleotide messenger RNA. Its product is annotated as neuroligin-1-like. Gene Ontology annotation, biological process: presynaptic membrane assembly; synaptic vesicle endocytosis; chemical synaptic transmission. The record is from RefSeq and is a predicted model, not a curated record. NCBI's taxonomy places the organism in Eukaryota, Metazoa, Arthropoda, Insecta, Hymenoptera, Apidae. The transcript has 6 exons. Gene Ontology annotation, cellular component: synapse; postsynaptic membrane; cell surface. Bases 1 to 1191 code for a protein of 396 amino acids. Gene Ontology annotation, molecular function: signaling receptor activity; neurexin family protein binding.
AUGGGCUCGGUGCACGGCGAGGACUUACCGUUCGUCUUUGGCGCUCCGUUGGUCGACGGUUUCGGCCACUUCCCAAGAAACUACACCAGGCCUGAAGUGGCACUCUCCGAAAGCAUCGUGCAGUACUUCGCCAACUUCGUCAGAACUGGACGGAUUAUAUAUGAAAAUGAGACAGAUGAGGAAGAAAUAUUUGAUAUAUCCGAAGCUUCCAGUGACAGUGAUGAGAGUUACUAUCCUGAUAACAUUGAAAGGAGUGCAGAAGAAGUAUCAGAAAUAAAAAGCAUGAGACCAAAGGUGAAGAAUCACUACAGAGCCCAUCAACUGUCCGUCUGGCUUCGUCUCGUUCCUGAGCUUCAUCGUGCUGGAAUGGAGGACGUGGACUCAAGGCACAAUCUGUUUCGUGGCCAUUCCGAUCCCAGCUUGUACGACGGAUCGGUGCGUCCAGAUCCGUUGAACAGGAUCAGCGAGGAGUUCAAAAGGAAGAAUAUCACCACCGAGCCACCGACUACCACCGACUAUAACGCCGCCACUUGUGUCAGCUACAUCCAAAGCACGAACCUGCAGAACGUCCAUAACGCAAGCACCGACACCCUGGCCAGCCUGGACGCAGCUGGAUACGCCGCGUAUUCGACGGCUCUAAGCGUGACGAUCGCGAUCGGCUGUAGCCUGUUGAUCCUGAACGUGCUGAUCUUCGCCGGGGUGUACUAUCAGAGGGACAAGACGAGGCUCGAGGUGAAGAGCCUUCAGCAGCAACAAAUGUUGAAUCAACAGUGCGGACCACGGGGUUUCUCCGAGCUCAAACAACCGCCUCCUCCGCACUCUCAUUUCCCUGGGAGCGGGCAGGUCAUCGUCGACGUCGAGAACGAGAUGCUCAGAAGGAACGUUUUGAAAGGCACUUCGAACGAUCCCAACACGCUUCUCCAACAGGGCCAGGGAACUCACACGUUGCCUCAUCAACACCAUUAUCAAAAGCAACAUCAGCAACAGCAUGCCACUCUUCCCCGAGCUUCCGUCAUACAGGACAUGAACGCACAAACCCAAGGUCCACCAAACGGGUCCAUACACCUGACAGUACCAAGAGCCCCGCCGCCCCCGCGAGCCAAGAGUCCACCUGAAAACCAGCCCCUGUUGCAGAGCGCCACCGUGUCGAGUCGCGUGUCCCAGGCGACGAUGAGCGAGAUGCGAGUGUGA